UGCCUGGCCGCGUUGAUUGACCUCGGACAUCUGCGCGACGUACGAGCUUCUUCCACAUUUCAAAUAUCAGUUUUGGAGCAAGAGAUGAGAACACAGAUCUUUUGGGUCAUAUACACUUUUGAACGCGCAUUGGGCACGAUGAUGGGUCGAGCUAUCGGGGUGCAAGACGAGCUUGCCAGUGGGAACGUGGGUGGAAGAAGUGUCAAUUCUCCUCCAUCCCAUAUGACAUAUUCGAUUCACCUUUUCAGACUGGCUCGCUUGAAUUCGGAAAUCAAAUACAUUAUGCACAGUGUCUGUCGAGAGGCACCACGCUAUGCGUAUCCGCCUGUUCCCGACAUUCAAGUGUGGCAAAUAGACAUGGUUGACCGUCUGAAGAAAUGGCAUAUCACGAUCCCCCGUUCGGAUGAGAUACAGUCAAUCACCCGGCUUUGUGAGUGCAAGUACCAUGAGAUGAUGGUCUUGUUGCUGAGAGCAAGCCCAGCGAUUCCAGAGCCCUCGGAGACUUCCCUGACACAGUGUUUUCGGCAUGCAACGAGCCUCGUUCGUGGCCUUGGCGCCCUCUACAUACAGGACUCCCUGCUCUACAGUAGAUUUGUUGCUCACUCAACAUUCCUCAGCAUCUUGCUCAUACUCCAUUUCCUCUGGAAGAUAUCGCGGCUUGCAUCGCAAGUUCAGAUAUCUGACGUGAUCGCCGACACGUGG
Penicillium diatomitis is the source of this 702-nucleotide messenger RNA. Its product is annotated as fungal specific transcription factor domain-containing protein. The record is from RefSeq and is a predicted model, not a curated record. Gene Ontology annotation, biological process: positive regulation of transcription by RNA polymerase II. The transcript is spliced from 2 exons. The annotation marks the transcript as partial. Gene Ontology annotation, molecular function: sequence-specific DNA binding; DNA-binding transcription factor activity, RNA polymerase II-specific. Lineage: Eukaryota; Fungi; Ascomycota; Eurotiomycetes; Eurotiales; Aspergillaceae.